AUGAAUUCCUUCGUGUUGAACAACAACAAGAAAUCUGGCGCGGUCAAAGUGACGAUCACGCCAUGCCAGCCCAAGACCCUGAGUCACCUGCCCAAGAGGCCGCCUGUGGACAUCGCCUUCUCCGACCUCAUGUACACCGUGACCGAAGGCACCAAAAACACUUCCAAAAAUAUUUUAAAAUCCGUAAGCGGCCGUUUGAGAUCAGGCGAGUUGACUGCCAUCAUGGGGCCAUCCGGUGCCGGGAAAUCCACACUGCUGAAUAUUCUCACCGGAUACAAAUGUUCUGGAGUUAAAGGUUCCAUCACGAUUAACGGACACGAAAGAAAUUUGAGUCAAUUCAGAAAACUAUCAUGUUAUAUUAUGCAGGACAAUCAGCUCCAUGCCAAUUUAUCUGUAGAAGAAGCUAUGCAAGUGGCUACUUCGCUAAAGUUAGGGUCAGACAUAUCGAAGGACAGCAAAUAUCAAGUGAUUCAAGAAAUAUUAGAAACAUUAGGUUUACAAGAACACCGAAGGACAAUGACAAGCAAUUUGUCAGGUGGACAAAAAAAACGUUUGUCCAUUGCUCUUGAACUUGUGAACAAUCCUCCCAUUAUGUUUUUCGAUGAGCCAACUAGUGGCUUAGACAGUAGUUCUUGUUUCCAAUGUAUUUCCCUGCUGAAAUCGCUGAGUCGUGGCGGCCGUACAAUCAUCUGUACGAUUCAUCAACCCAGUGCUCGGCUGUUCGAGAUGUUUGACCAUCUGUACACCCUUGCCGAAGGACAGUGUGUCUACCAGGGAUCCACGAAACAACUCGUCCCUUUCCUCGGCACCCUCGGACUCGAAUGUCCCAGUUAUCAUAAUCCCGCUUCUUACCUUAUCGAGGUGUCAUGUGGCGAGUAUGGUGACAAUGUACGCAAAUUGGUGACGGCCAUUAACAAUGGAAAAUAUGAUAUUCAAGUUGGUAAACCAUUCCCUCAACCAGAAAAUUUGAAUAAUGUCAACCAGAAGGAAAUAAUGAAAAGUAGCAACUUGUCUUCAAACUUCAUUGAAAUAGAUAAAUUAUCAAAAUCUGUGGAUUCUGAUAGUUUAUUGCAGUAUUCAGGAAAUCAAUUUUCUAAACCUGAUGACGCUAUUAAUACAGAAUUAAGUUCUAUUAAAACUGGAAAUCUAAAUAAUGCAGAUGAAGCAACUGAUACCUUAUUAAAGAACGGUUUACCAAGUAGUCAACAGCGAUAUGCUACAUCUGAGUUUGCUCAAUUUUGGAUUGUUCUCAGGCGGACAUUACUGUUUAGCAGAAGAGAUUGGACUCUUAUGUACUUACGUUUGUUUGCACACAUUUUGGUCGGAUUUUUAAUUGGUUCUUUGUAUUAUGAUAUUGGUAACGAUGGCGCCAAAGUACUUAGUAAUCUUGGAUUUUUAUUUUUCAACAUGUUGUUCCUUAUGUACACAUCAAUGACAAUCACCAUUUUAUCAUUCCCUCUAGAGUUGCCCGUUUUGAUAAAAGAAAAUUUUAAUAGAUGGUAUUCUCUUAGAUCAUAUUAUUUGGCAAUUACAUUAUCAGAUAUUCCGUUUCAGGCAAUAUUUUGUGUCAUGUAUGUGGGUAUUGUGUAUUACAUGACUUCACAACCACUUGAAAUGUUCAGAUUUGGUAUGUUCUUAUCAGCCUGUCUUCUCAUAUCAUUUGUAGCUCAAAGUGUUGGACUCGUAGUUGGAGCUGCGAUGAAUGUACAAAAUGGAGUGUUCUUAGCACCAGUCAUGUCUGUACCUUUCUUGCUGUUCUCUGGUUUCUUUGUGAGCUUUGAUGCUAUACCUAUUUAUUUGAGAUGGAUCACAUACUUAAGUUAUAUCCGUUAUGGUUUUGAAGGCACAGCAUUGGCUACUUAUGGUUACAAUCGAACAAUUCUCCAAUGUCACCAGAUUUAUUGCCACUUCAAAAAACCGAGUACUACACUAAGGGAAUUAGAUAUGACGGAUGCAAGCUUUUCUUUGGAUAUUGUUGCCUUGAUUAUAAUAUUCUUUGUGCUACGUAUAUCUGCAUUCAUAUUUCUCCGAUGGAAGCUCAAGUCUUCACGUUAA
Molecule: messenger RNA, 2055 nt
Organism: Macrosiphum euphorbiae (potato aphid)
Lineage: Eukaryota; Metazoa; Arthropoda; Insecta; Hemiptera; Aphididae
Source: the annotation of a GenBank genome assembly